Molecule: messenger RNA, 405 nt
Organism: Hemisphaericaspora subhashii
Lineage: Eukaryota; Fungi; Ascomycota; Pichiomycetes; Serinales; Debaryomycetaceae
Exons: 1
Coding region: 1-405 (134 amino acids)
Source: RefSeq, a predicted model, not a curated record
AUGUCGCUGCAUACAGAACUACUACAACAAGCAAAACUCAAUCAAAUAAAUGAUUUAAAACAAUCAUCAAUCUAUCUGAAACAAUUAAUGAAUUCAAUCUAUGCCGUAAUCAAAUCAAAUUCCGAUAAUUCCAGCAAUAAUACUUCAUCAUUAUUAGAUAAAAUUACUACUAUUCAUCAAUUAAAUAAAGAAAUAGAUCGACAAUUAAAUGAAGAUAUUGCCAUGAAUUAUUAUGAACUUAUGAAAUAUAAAAAACAAUUAAAUCGAAUGAUUCAAGAAUGUCAUCAAAUAUUAAAUGGGAAUGGCCCUGGUUCGAAUAUAAUUAAUGAAUUACAAACAAGAUCAGAAUAUAUUGAUCAAGAUUUACGAAUAUUAGAACAUACAUUAAAAUUAAUUAAGAAAUAA